AUGAGAUGGACAGACCAGGUGAGGGCUGCGGUGGAUGUCCCGUUGCAUGAGUGCACAAGAAAGGCAGCUGUUAGGGAGGAGUGCAGUGUAGAGAGCGUGCCACAACACCCAAGUGACGACCACGACCGCUCUGUCAAGAGCGUAUCGACUGAGAAGAAGAAAGAAGAAGACUACUUGGCCUCUAGUAACGAUAGGCAUAUGAGAGAGAAGAUGAAAGAAAGAUAUAAGCUGCAGAAAGUUCAUGCGAAAACAUUGAUUGAGGAAGUACGUGAAAGGUGUAGAAUAGAAGCGGACGAAAGGUUGUCGCACAACUUUAAGGAAAACUCCAAACUCUUCUGGAAAGAGGUUGAAGGGUCUCGGAGUGGUGCGACAGCCUUAAGAAUGAACAAAAGUAAAAGUGCUUUCGAAAACCAAUGA
Molecule: messenger RNA, 417 nt
Organism: Parnassius apollo (apollo)
Lineage: Eukaryota; Metazoa; Arthropoda; Insecta; Lepidoptera; Papilionidae
Source: the annotation of a GenBank genome assembly